AUGUACUCAACGACACACUUUCACGCGCAACACGCGCACCAAUGCAUCGUCGCGGCCACAUCUAAUCGGCGGCAACGGUGUCCUCCCACGCGUGGGUUUUCCCCUUCUUCUUCUUCUUCUUCUUCGAGAGGAAGAGAAAACGAGCACAACAGGACGACGACGAGAAAGAAUUCCAAUCGAAGCCGCUUCGGGAAACGAUCGUCGAGCUUUGCCUCUUCUUCUUCUCAAAGGAGCGACGACGCGUUGUGCGCGUUUCUUUGUCGCAGCAGCACUUCUGACGACGACGACGUAAACAACAAUAUUAAGAAUACUUUGAACGACGACGAUGCCAUUUCUGCAUCGUUACCUCUGAACGAGUUGAAACCCGGGGAGAAACAAAGCAGAGCGAGCACUAUUCACAGGAGGAGUGAAUUCGUCCAGAUUUCAUCGAACAAAGCGAAGACGAUAAAUCCGCCGGAGAAUUUGUCCAAACUCCAACUUUUCGGCCGGAAAUAUUGGCCGUUGCUGGCGACUUUGGAGCUCUUAGCGCUCAUCGGAGCCUCUCUGAACGGCGUGCUCAGUCGCAAACGCAGACAAGAGAUUGAACGAUUGAACGUUCAGAUGCGCGCGAUCAUGCAACGCGUAGAGGACGAACGGUUCGAGAGGCACAAUAAGAAGACUUCUUCGACGACUUCGAGCAGCCCGGCGAUGGUAUUGAUUGGAAAAGGGAAAUCGGCGUACGCGAACGGAGAAUACGAAUCGGCGAUCGGUUUGUUCAACGACGCCGUCGAGGCGGCGGAUGGCGGCGCGUUUAGUAGCGCGGACGAGGAAGAUAAAAUCGAAGAGUCGCUCUCCGCGCGAAAAGGUUUGGCGACGGCGUACCAGGCGUCGGGUGAUUUAACCAAAGCCGCGGCGACGCUCGAGAACGCGCUACUCGUCGCCAGAGAUAGCACCGUUUUCGGCAUGCUCGGAGACGUGUACACCGACAUGGGCGAAUUAGCCAAAGCUGGAGAGAUGUACGAUAAGUGCUUGGAAGCCAUGGAUUGA
Messenger RNA from Bathycoccus prasinos, 1026 nucleotides. RefSeq lists its product with no specific name. NCBI's taxonomy places the organism in Eukaryota, Viridiplantae, Chlorophyta, Mamiellophyceae, Mamiellales, Bathycoccaceae. The transcript has a single exon. Gene Ontology annotation, molecular function: protein binding. The coding region runs from base 1 to 1026 and encodes 341 amino acids. The record is from RefSeq and is a predicted model, not a curated record. Gene Ontology annotation, biological process: chlorophyll biosynthetic process.